Messenger RNA from Ictalurus furcatus (blue catfish), 2850 nucleotides. RefSeq names its product transmembrane protein 132D. Lineage: Eukaryota; Metazoa; Chordata; Actinopteri; Siluriformes; Ictaluridae. The coding region runs from base 81 to 2156 and encodes 691 amino acids. The transcript is spliced from 5 exons. The record is from RefSeq and is a predicted model, not a curated record.
UGUCAAAUACCCAGAAAAAUGAAGUCAAGAUCAGUGAGCGCUAGCGCUGAAGCUGGCAGAAUGAUGAAUAGUCCUGAAUAAUGAAGAAUGAUUUAUCCUGUGAUUGUUCUGAUGUCUGUACACAGGAGACGGAGAUCCUGAACACGGCCGUGCUCACCGGCAGGACUGUCGCCAUGCCUAUCAAAGUGGUCACCGUGGCAACGGAUGGGGCUGUAACUGAUGUGACCGAGUCCGUGGAGUGUCAAUCGAUGGAUGAUGACGUUGUUAAGUGCAGAACAAGUUACAUGCAUGCAGAUUGCAUCUCAUUCUUGUUAGUCUAUACUGAGGGUUUGAUUUUCUCUGCACAGGUGUCUGAGAGGUGCGACUAUGUGUAUGUGAACGGGAAAGAGACAAGAGGGAGGGUGAGGAUGAUGUUGAACUUCACUUACAACUACCUGAGCGCCCAGCUGGAGGUGAGUGUAUGGAUGCCCCGCCUCCCACUGCAGAUUGACAUGGCCGACCCCGAGCUCAACCAAAUCAAGGGAUGGAGGGUCCCCGUCUCCGGGGGCAACCAGAGGUCUGCAGAUGAUGAUGAAGAUGAAUUGAGCAGGCGGGACCGAGGUUGUGGUCCACAGUACCAGAGCACCACUGUACGUGUCCUCACACACUUUGAGGCAGAGCCAGGGGAGGGGCGGGGCCAGCCGGACUUCCUGCUAGGCAGUGAUUGGCAGGUGGAUGUGACAGAGUUGGUGAAGGAUUUAUUGAAUGUGGAGGACUCACGAGUGGCCAAAAUCACAGACGGAGCAACGCUGACAGGGCUGAACAUUGGAACCACCAAAGUCCAGGUGAGUCUCCAAAACUCACUGUUUACUUGCAGCUGUCUGCUCUCUCGCUUCUCCCAGGUGAUGUCCCCCUUAUCGGAUUCAGUCCUGGCAGAGAGGACGGUGAGAAUUCUGGAUGAUAAAGUGAGCAUUACGGACCUCGGUGUGCAGCUGGUGUCAGGCCUCUCGCUGUCCCUGCAGCUCAGUCCAGGCAGCAACAGGGCCAUUGCAGCCACAGCCACCACCCAGGACACCAUGCAUAACCCCAAACAGGUACACAUCAUUUGUUGUUCAGAGUCCCUUGUCAGCGCUUGGCUGCACUUCAGUGACGGCUCUGUGACGCCUCUUGACCUUUAUGACCCUGCACACUACAUGCUGACAGCCAUGUCCUUGGAUGAGCGGGUGGUCUCUGUUCAGAGGGCCAUGUGGUGGAGGUCGCCAGUGGUGGUGGUGAAAGGUGAAGGUCAGGGCACACUGUUGCGCAUUGAGAUGUCUGGAGCCGAUUCGUGCCAGAAAAGCAAGCGCCGUAACGUUCUGGCUUCAGUUAGCGCCAAUGUUCGCGUCAAGUUUAGCCGUAAUGAUGAUGGUGACAGCAGGAGGCACAGACCCAAUUCCCUGAACAAUGGUGACUCCAUUUCAGAGGCAGGGAUGGUCAACAGAGGAGCCACGACAAUUAAAACAGGUGCUCCUUUUGGAGAUAAGCGCCCAAUCGAAGACAUUCCUGCAGAUUUCUCAAACUUUCCAGCACAGGCCGAACUUCCGCAUGGACGCACCACAGAGGAGGAGUUGUUACAAGCCCGGCGUGGCCUGACAGACCUUGAGAUUGGCAUGUAUGCCCUACUGGGAGUCUUCUGCCUGGCCAUCUUGGUGUUUCUCAUCAAUUGUGUCUCCUAUGCCCUUCAGUAUCAAAACAAACAGCUCCCCCUGGAGGGCCAGGAGAGCAUGGCGCAUGCUCAUGACUGGGUGUGGUUAGGGCAUGAAGGUGAGCUAAUGGAGAACCAUGCCGGCUUGUGCCUACAGCAGGAUGAGCUCAGUGCCACCAUGGACUCCAGCCUGGGUCUAGAGGAGGCCAGCCAGCUCCUCAAUGGUCUCCUGGGUCAGAAAAGUACUCAAGGUCAGGGAGGACGGGAUCACAAGAGCGAGACGGGAAACUCACCCACCACCAAGAGGAAACGGGUCAAAUUCACCACUUUCAGCCACUCCAAGCCGAGCAAUGACUGCCUGGGUAACAGCCCACUAGGUCUUGGGAAAAACGAUAUCCAGUGGGUUUGCCCAGACAUCGAGCUUGGGGACUCCAUAGAGCUCCGGAACUACAUGGAAAGGCUGAACGAGAAUGCCACGAAGAAUGUCGCAUAGCACUUCAUGAUUCUGGCACUCAAUUAUGUGUUUUGGAGCAGAGUGUAGCUUCACCCAUAUGCCUUCAGGGUAAAGGAGUGGGGCGCCGACCGGCUCACAUCUCACCAUAAAAAGACAGGUCAUUCAUCAGGUCUUGUUUCCAUGGCAACUGUCACAAGGUGUUCAUCAUUAGGAUUGAAGGCCAACAGGGAUGGUUGUGAAACUGCAGAGAACUAUAUAUGUAUACAUACAUACACACAUACAUACAUUCAUUUGUACAAACUCGCUAUAAGAAAUGCAUUUUUUCCUGUAUUAAAGAUACAUUUUUUGUCAUUCUAUAUUUCUUUGACAUAUUGUUUUUUCAUAUUCUGUGAAUAUUGGAAAGAAUUAAUGUGCACACAUUUCAAGGACUGACUCUGAGACGAAUCCAUAAAUCAACAGACUUGUAUAUAAAGUGAACAUUUGCCGGUUGGAUGAGGUAAGAACUUUUUUAAGUAAGGUUUUACAUAUUUUUAUACAUCCCUGUUCCUGUACAUGUUGUAGCCUGUCAAUGUUUUGUCCAAAGACUCUCAUACAUUGGUUUAAAGCUGCUCUAAGCAACUUUUUUCUUUUAAAGAUAGCUGUCAAUAAUAGAUGCUCUAAGAAAAAAAAAGUUCUAAAAAUGAGACAACCCAGUGCAGUCAUUCUGAAAGCUUCCCUGAGGAGGCAGUCUUCA